This is a messenger RNA of Plenodomus lingam JN3, 618 nucleotides long. RefSeq lists its product as uncharacterized. The record is from RefSeq and is a predicted model, not a curated record. NCBI's taxonomy places the organism in Eukaryota, Fungi, Ascomycota, Dothideomycetes, Pleosporales, Leptosphaeriaceae.
AUGUCCGUUUCACGCAUUUCAGCCCGCGCCUUCAAGGCCAUCACUACACGGCAAACCCGCAACAUGCAUCAGUCUGGCCCAACAAGCUUUUCAUCACUUCUCACAUCCGACAAACCCCUCGACCGCCAAUCCUAUGCGCCCCGCUUGCCUGCCUCUGCAAACAUACCCGUGCCCGAGGCUAGCGAGACGGGUGCCAAAGUCCGUCACUUCAACACAAGCCGGACCCUCAAGGCUGUUCACGACACUUCUACAAUCGAUUUUGCGUAUAUCCCCGAGUUCAAUGGUGAAUUGCAGGUCGAAUCCGAGAAGUUGCGCGUCCCGAUUUUGCCCUGGAAGGAGCCUUCCGCAGCGGUGAAGCAAGAGUUUACAGAGAAGGAGGAAUCUGUCAUGAUGCCACAAAUCCAUACCAUCGCCGCAGACGGUACACACAUCCACGCGCCAUCGGCCAUGUCCGACAUGACUGAUAGCAAUCAAAUCGAUUACAAGGGCAUGGUCGAACAAGCUGCGAGCAAAAUCUCAGAACCCCUUGAGAAGGGCUCGGGUAUGGUUAGACAGAUCUUGACUGGUCUUGUCGAUGACAUCUUGGGUCCCAAGGGCAACACAUCCGCCAAGGCAUAA